GCCCAACCCACUGAGCCACCCAAGCGCCCCAGUGACUGCCUACGUUUUAAGAAGAGGCUAGAAUGGCGAGAGGAGGCUCACUGGAGAAGAUGGACUUGAAGUCGGCUUAGGACAGGGUGUCUUUCCCCCCACCCUUUUCUUUUCUCCCCCACCCCCAGAACAGGGUAUCUUAACUCUUCAUCCCAUAGCACUCCACUGGCAGGCUGAUGAGGCCUGUGGACCGUUUUUCAGGAAAAGAUUUUUAAAUGUACAAAGUAAAAUACAUAGGAUCACAAAGGAAAUUGAUUCUGUCAAAGUGUAAUUCUCAGUAUCAAUAUUUGUGAUCUAGUUAGCAUACAUUCUUUAAUGCAUUAAAGAAUUCAGUCUAUCUGUGUGUGUAGUUACCAUAAUUUCCAAAUAGGAUUGUAAAUAUUUUGAGAUCUCUGCUACAGCUCUAAUGGGAUAUGACAACAUCUGUGAUUUUAAUAGGUUUAAAGGUCAUAGGAACUGCUGAUGCUAUUUUGGUUUUCUAUAUUUACAAUUAGCUAGGGGUUAGUGAAAAUAAAGGCACCCCCCCGCCCGUCCCGGUUCACAGGCCUCUUGAAUUCUGGAUAACCCCUGAUGGAGGAUUGCCAGAAUAGGAGGUUACGUAGAGUUUUAGGGAGCAGGGAGAAGGGAAGAGGGCGUUCUGGGUCGGGGGAUAACAUCAACAGAGAGACCUGAAGUAGGAGGGGUAGGAGACUGAGGGGAUGGGGGAGCUGACCCGCUGGGAGUGGGACCCUGAAGUCUGGAGUGAGGCUCAUGGGCCUGACUUACUAAGCUUUAGGGGGCUGGCAGAAGAGUUACCUGAAGAGAAAGGUGGGUGACAGCUUCUGUAGUAACCGGGAGUUUUUAACAAAUGGUGAUAAAUACUCUUUCAUUUUGGAACAGGUCAUUCAGAUUCUGGGCGAUAAGUCUCCAUGCACUUUGGUGGCACAGAAAAUUGACCGUACAGGGGCCUGUACUGGUGGAGGACACCUGUCUGUGCUUCAAUGCCCUCGGAGGCCUCCCUGGCCCCUACAUAAAAUGGUUUCUGGAGAAGUUAAAGCCUGAAGGUCUCUACCAGCUCCUGGCUGGUUUCCAUGACAAGUCUGCCUAUGCGCUCUGCACUUUCGCACUCAGCACCGGGAACCCCAGCGAGCCUGUUCUCCUGUUUAGGGGCCGAACCUCGGGUCAGAUCGUGGCGCCCCGAGGCUGCCGAGACUUUGGCUGGGAUCCCUGCUUUCAGCCUGAUGGAUAUGAGCAGACGUAUGCAGAGAUGCCCAAAGCUGAGAAGAACACCAUCUCCCAUCGCUUCCGGGCCUUGCUUGAGCUGCAGAAAUACCUCGGCAGCCUCGAUGCCCCAGUAGUUGGUGAUGAUCGCCCUGGCCGGGGAACUGGGGAAGGCUAGCCUGCCGCCUCCACCAUCAGAUAGGCAGCCCUCCAAGUACUGCCUUCCUGGUCUCCACUUCCUAGAGGGGGUUGAGACAACCUCACCAGCCCUGUUUGGAGGAGCAGCUGGCUCUGCUUGGAGGAACUUGGGGCCCUUGGGGAUUCAGUGGUCCCUCCUACAGCCUCCUGGCCUGGGAUCCUGAAAGGACUUGGAUGUUAAAACUGGCCAUGGUGGGUCCGAGGGCUUGGGCAGAACCACACACAAAUCGCCCUCGACAUUUUUGAAGUGGCAGAAAUAAAAAUACUGGAAGGCACUUGCCUCCAGAAUAAACUGGA
This is a messenger RNA of Enhydra lutris kenyoni (northern sea otter), 1725 nucleotides long. Its product is annotated as inosine triphosphatase. The transcript is spliced from 6 exons. The record is from RefSeq and is a predicted model, not a curated record. Gene Ontology annotation, biological process: nucleoside triphosphate catabolic process. Gene Ontology annotation, molecular function: nucleoside triphosphate diphosphatase activity. The coding region runs from base 878 to 1408 and encodes 176 amino acids. Lineage: Eukaryota; Metazoa; Chordata; Mammalia; Carnivora; Mustelidae. Gene Ontology annotation, cellular component: cytoplasm.